GCUUCCUAAUCUUAGGAGGCAUCUCUUAUUCAACUGGAGAAUUCCGGGAUCUGGGCCACACUCCUAAGUAGAUAGCCCAUCCUCAGAGGAGGUGCGGGAGAAAGCCUGAGUAAGAACAAGAGAGACAGGACAGGGUCAGGCCACAAGGUCUCCCUGGGGACAGAGACUGUGGGGAGACAGGGACUGAGGAGAAAGCACAGGAGCUAGAGCUAGGGCCAAAGGAAGAAAGAAAGGAGCCAGCAAAGAGGUAUUUGUGGAGGAGGCUCGGCAGCUGUCUUUCCUAAGACAGGAACAGAUGGGCCUGGUUAUUUCUCUUGUCACAUGUAUAGGACUGGAAGAGGACCAUUGAGCAAUCAAGGGCAGGCUUGCCCACAGAGCUGAGGGGGUUUAGCUCUCCAGGUCCCUGUACCCCCAUAGAAAGAAGUGCACCUGAGCCCAGUCAAUCUGUCUGUCUGUCUUUUUUAAACAGGUUCUCGUUACGUAGCCCUGGCUCACUAGGUAGACCAGGCUAGCCUCAAACUCACCAAGAUCCACUUGCUUCUACCUCCCAAGUGCUGAUAUUAAAGACAUGCUCUGGGCUUAGUCUUAACGUAAUGCAUAUCCCUUCACUCCCCAGGUCCCACAUAUUGUCAAUACUCUUUUUCCUAUAGCAUGACCAUUCUCUGAUAUUGGCAGUACCUACAUUGACAGUUGGGAAGGGGAAAUGCCAGGAAAGACACUCCUCUGGAGCAGGGGAUAUGGAAGGAAAAGCAAGAAAGCCAGAAUGCCAUCAGAUUUCAGCAGCUGGUAUACUGUUUGGGGAAAAGAAAUUUGGAGAGCCAGGAACUGAGACUUCAUCAAUCUAAAACAAGACCUCUCUUUCCAGGGACAAGUGUAUUCUGCCAGGUUUCUCCUGAACUAACCGUUUUCUCCUCUCUCCCAGCCAGAUCCCAAGUUCUCAUGUCCCCAGGACGUGAGACAGCUCUCGCUAUACAAAUCCUCUCUAGACUGCGUGUGGGUGGAGGAGCUGGGCUCCAUUCAUGGACCACGGUUCAGCUGUGGGCUCAAGUCCCAUUAGAUAGGAAAAGAAAUCGUCAUUUCCGGGGCCUUCACCAGGGCUUGGUGGCUCUCUGCUCUCUGAUUGGGCGGAAGUGGCCUGGGCAGGCUUGUGACCCUACUACAGAGGAGGGGCUCUACCCCAACCAGUAUCUUCCUACAUACCUGCUCCCCAGAGUGCUGCCUGCUGUGCAUCUGGGUCCUGAAGCACUUCUCCACCCGGAGAGAUUCCUUGGCCCACCCGUCCCCCACCCUACUCUGUACAGAAGUGCAAAAGCUCAAGCCGCCUCCAUGGCCCCAGGAAAGACUCAGGGGAGAGGCCCCACACAGGGAGCCACGCCAGUCAGACACCCUGGCCAGAAUGGAGCUGACUGAUUUGCUCCUGGUGGCCAUGCUUCUCCUCACCGCAAGACUAACUCUGUCCAGCCCAGUUCCUCCUGCCUGUGACCCCAGACUCCUAAAUAAACUGCUUCGUGACUCCCACCUCCUCCACAGCCGUCUGAGCCAGUGUCCUGACGUCAACCCUUUGCCUAUCCCUGUCCUGCUGCCUGCUGUGGACUUUAGCCUGGGAGAAUGGAAAACCCAGACGGAACAGAGCAAGGCACAGGACAUUCUAGGGGCAGUGUCCCUUCUACUGGAAGGAGUGAUGGCAGCACGAGGACAGUUGGAACCCUCCUGCCUCUCAGUCCUCCUGGGACAGCUUUCCGGGCAGGUUCGCCUCCUCUUGGGGGCCCUGCAGGGCCUCCUAGGAACCCAGGCCCAUCCUCUGCCCUCAGAUCCCUCCACAGGACAGGACCACAGCUCACAAGGACCCCAAUGCCCUCUUCUGGACCUUGCAACAACUGCUUCGGGGAAAGGUGCGCUUCCUGCUGCUGGUAGAAGGUCCCACCCUCUGUGUCAGACGGACCCUGCCCACCACAGCUGUCCCAAGCAGUACCUCCCAACUCCUCACAUUAAACAAGUUCCCAAACAGGACUUCUGGAUUGUUGGAGACAAACUUCAGUGUCAUAGCCAGAACUAUUGGCCCUGGACUUCUGAACAGGCUUCAAGGAUUCAGAGCCAAGAUUAUUCCUGGUCAGCUAAAUCAAACCUCCAGGUCCCCAGACCAAAUCCCUGGAUACCAGAACAGGACACACAGACCUGUGAAUGCAACUCAUGGUCUUUUUGCUGGAACCUCACUUCAGACCCUAGAAGCCUCAGACAUCGUGCCAGGAGCUUUCAACAAAGACUCCCUGCCACUCAACCUCCAGGGUGGACUUCAUCCUUCUCCAAGCCUUGCUCCUGAUGGACACACACUCUUCCCUCCUUCACCUACCUUGCCCACCCAUGGGUCUCCAUCCCAGCUCCACCCCGUUUCCUGACCCUUCCACCACCAUGCCUAACUCUACCGGCCCUCAUCCAGUCGCAAUGUACCCUCAUUCCAGGAAUUUGUCUCAGGAAGCAUAAGGUGUACCGGCACAGUGAGCACCUGCAAUAGCUCUCAGGGACAAGCUUCCCCAGGAAGGCUCUGAGGGACAGCUGUAGCUGCACUAGAUUCCUGCUUUCACCUCAAAGGAAAGGGACACACAGGACACACAGGACAGGACAUUGUGAAAUUUUAGGAGCCUUUUUUAUUUAACCUAUCAGCAAUUUUCAUCAGAGCAGCUAGCUAUCUUUGGUCUAUUUUCUGUAUAAAUUUGAAAAUCACUAAUUCUCUA
This is a messenger RNA of Grammomys surdaster, 2732 nucleotides long. RefSeq names its product thrombopoietin (gene Thpo). Gene Ontology annotation, cellular component: extracellular region. Lineage: Eukaryota; Metazoa; Chordata; Mammalia; Rodentia; Muridae. The record is from RefSeq and is a predicted model, not a curated record. Gene Ontology annotation, biological process: positive regulation of ERK1 and ERK2 cascade; cell population proliferation; thrombopoietin-mediated signaling pathway. Gene Ontology annotation, molecular function: hormone activity; cytokine activity. The transcript has 6 exons. The coding region runs from base 1397 to 2320 and encodes 307 amino acids.